AAAUAGGAACUAAAAUAUGCAUAUACGAGUCAGGUAUAAGGAAAUCACCGACUAUUUUGAAAACAGUUAAUUGCAAAGAAUGCUGUUAAAUUUGCUGGUUACUGCAGGAUAUUUUUUUUAAAGAUUUAAAUACAUCAACAGAGGACGUCAGAGGAUGUCCACAAUCUGUUGGUGACAAUGGAUGCUUUACACCGAUGCAAAAGUGACUUUUAUCGUUUGCCGGGCCUACGUGACGACCAAUUAAAAGCGGAUUUAUCAACUUCUUGUCCACCUUAUAUUGGCUGUCAACAGUUGCUUGUUAACGUAUCGGGCAAAGGACAUGUUCGACUGACGACACAGAGUUUCCUCGAACAUGCGAUGAAGAUUGCUCUGUCUCUUGAAUACACUACUACAUCGGACAGUAACAUUACCUUGUGCCCGCUGCAGAUAUUGUUACCAACUGGUUUUCGUAAGGACGACAUCGUGAUAUCUUCGGACGGUGAGAUUCGCUGCACUAUUGAAGAAACAUCUAGCCUGCCUGUAGAUAAACACACCAGACUACAUUCCGUAAACAACACUCGCUUAAUUGAUACAAACAUCAAAAGUACGGAAAAGGAAACUUACAUGAUUGCUGAAACAUUGAAAAUAUGUGACGAAAACACUGACCAGGAAGUAAAAACUGAACGGUAUACAUCUGAAACAUACACCCAAGGAGCUUGCAUUAGUUUCGAUAUUGACAAUGCAGACAAUGAAAUUGCAAACAACGCUGAUUUUACCGAUGGUGCGCAGAACAGAAAGGGUCACAAUAGAAACAGUAGUGACUACAUGUCCGUUUCGAACAGAAGCAAGGUCACGGAUUUGUGUCUUUCACAUAUUGACUGUAGAAAAAUUGCAGAGAAUAACAGCCAAGGCUUUGAUGUGUGUGACGGCUUAAUCAGUUUUGAAGAUAACUCUGUUGCUAAAGCUGAUAUCAAUUCAAAUAGAUUAGGAAUGGAACAUUCAUUGAACGAUCUGAAUCGAAUAACACCGACAUCAACACAACCACAGAAUCACAGAUCAUCCACUUCAUCAAAUGAAACUGACACCGCCAGAAAGUUAUCAGGUGGCCAGGCAAAGGAGAAGACCUCAAUUGUUGCAAACAUGAAACAAUCCAUCCAGAAGGGUUUCACUAAACUGCUUGAUGAACUGGACGUAAUGGAUCUGUGUGACCAUCUGUACGAGAGUGCGGUGGUUGACUUCAAGUUUUACAGUACGAUGUUUGAGCUGCACUUCAGUCGCCGACAUGUCAGAGACAUCUCACGGUACCUGUUGCUCCAUCUGUCCAGGAUAGGUGUCUGCAAAGACCGAAUGAUUGACGCGCUAUAUGGCUCGGCGGAGUAUAGAUUUAUACCAGUAUUCUUUCCUGAGGAGAAAAUAUGAGUCUCUUUCAGUUUAUUAAAUUGAUCAUUGGGAAGGAACCAUGAAUUCCAAUCUCAAUUGUUGGAAAAUAACACGCAGUUUUAAAUAAUUGCCGAAAUGGAUAGAGGGGCUUACUGAAAAAAAAAACGAUUAUAAAAUAACUAGAUUAUUAGAUACAACCAUUGAUCGCAUACUAAAGCUUAUACACAUAAAGAAAAUGGUUAUAAAUAAAAAGUACUGCGUAAUAUCGUAUCGCUACACAAUAAAUCUAUAUACAACAUGUUCGUACUGUAGGAAAUGUGAAAGUGAACUUUUCAGUUUUUGUUUGACUCAGACAUUUGUUCGUAAGUCUAGAUUAUUUUAAUUGAAUUUAAUUUUAUUGUAUAUUUUUAAUUUCACGCUAUUGUUAUUAUUACGAUUC
This is a messenger RNA of Dreissena polymorpha, 1798 nucleotides long. RefSeq lists its product as uncharacterized. Bases 178 to 1398 code for a protein of 406 amino acids. The record is from RefSeq and is a predicted model, not a curated record. The transcript is spliced from 4 exons. NCBI's taxonomy places the organism in Eukaryota, Metazoa, Mollusca, Bivalvia, Myida, Dreissenidae.